AUGGAUCAAGAAAUAGAAGAUUUUCCCAUUACAGCAUUACGUGAAAUUACAAUUUUACAAGGUCUUCGACACGAUAGUAUUGUACAACUGAUUGAAAUGUGUCGAUCACAAGUAGAAAAUUCGUCUCGAAGUAAAUUCUAUUUCAUAUUUGAAUUUUGUGAUCAUGAUCUGGCCGGUAUUUUGCGCAAUGUACAAGUCAAAUUCUCAUUGGGACACAUCAAGUCCAUUAUGCAGCAAUUACUCAAUGCUCUUUAUUUUAUUUAUACAAAUUAUAUAAUUCAUCGAGAUAUAAAACCCGUGAAUCUCUUAAUUACAGGUAAUGGUAUACUUAAAUUGGCUAAUUUUGGUCUGUCAAAAAUGAUUACUCCACCGAAGCCCGAUAAAAAAAAACGACAUACCUAUCGGAUGAUCACAAUGUGGUAUCGCCCUCCUGAAUUGCUAUUAGGUGAACGAGACUACGGUUCAGCUGUUGACAUGUGGGGUGUAGGAUGCAUCUUUGCUGGCAUGUGGACCCGUUGUCCAAUUAUGCAAGGAGAGACUGAACAGCAUCAACUCCAAUUAAUUGCAAGUCUAUAUCGUAGUAUUGAACUGAGUGUUUGGCCUCGUGUUCAUUUAUUGCCACUCUAUAAUAAAAUGAAGUUACUAGAAGGUGAGCGUCGAAAAGUUUAUGAUCGAAUGAAACCUUAUAUUCAAGAGCCAUUAGCACUUAAUUUAAUCGAUCGAUUACGAACACUUGAUCCAAAGCAACGAAUCGAUGCUGCCAAUGCGCUUGAUUCUGAUUUUUUUUUAUUCUGA
Messenger RNA from Rotaria sp. Silwood2, 795 nucleotides. The record is from the annotation of a GenBank genome assembly. NCBI's taxonomy places the organism in Eukaryota, Metazoa, Rotifera, Eurotatoria, Philodinida, Philodinidae.